AUGGGAAUCCAGGUACUGCGAACAAUCAUAGAAGCAGGAAAUCUGAUAGUCGAGUCUCAGAAUAAGGGAGCCUUCUUACUCGAAUCUUACCUAGACAUUGCACCCGAAGAGACAGCCGGAUCAUGGAGCAAAGCUAGCUUCGCUUGGCUUGCUUUGAUGCUCUUCACUGGGAAAGAUAUCCUCUCCUCGUUAGAAACACUGCCCCAGAAUCCUCGCCGAUUCGACCCUUCGAAUCUGCGUCGAAAGAUCCUGCUGGUUUGGGACCAGAGAGCGAAGCCAGAAAGCCGAUUUACGUUACCAUUGAUCUUGGUACACUGUCUGAUGCCCGACUUUGCUACCGUCGCAAUCACAAGGUUCAUGCUCAUCGUCUUCCGUUACGCUCAGCCACUUCUCAUAAGCAAAAUCUUGCAGCUGUUGGCCGCAAACGCUUUGUGCGGACAAUCUUAUGAGCUCUCAAGCACCAUAGUCAUUAUCUCUACCGUGGUGUAUAUCGGACAAGCGCUCAAUCGUCUUGAAAUCAUGACCAAAGCCGCACUUGUUGAACUCAUCUACGAAAACACCCUCAAUGCACCUUCUACUACGCACAAAGACUACAGCGCCGUUACUUUAAUGAGUACUGAUGUUGAUGCGCUUGAAGAUUUCAGCGAGAUGUUCCACGAGUCUUGGGCUCAAGUGUUGGAAGUAAUUGUAGGUAUGAUUUUACUGGCUCAGCAGAUCGGAUGGUUCUGCAUUGUUCCGUUGCCAAUGAUUUAUGGCUGCUCCCAUAUGACUCGGUACGUAGCCCGGAACUUACGUCCCAAGCAACUUAUCUGGAAUAAAGCCACACAAGACCGUAUCAAUAGAAUCGUCUCUGUGGUUAGCAAGGUGAAGAUUAUCAAGAUGCUUGGUCUGACGAACGCCGUCAAGAGUCAGGUAAGCAAUUUGAGACAGGCAGAAAUUGGUGCUUCGAAAGAUAUGCGCUGGGUAUCCGUGCUCGCCAAUGCUAGUGCAAACGCGCUUGGUCUUUUCACGCCCCCGGUCACCAUCGUUCUGUUCGCUGCUGUGGGAAGCACGAAACUGGACGCAGAAACAGCUUAUACAACGCUUGCAGUGCUCACCAUGGUCACUCAUCCUGCGAACAUGAUCAUGACAAUUGUUCCCCGAGCAAUUUCAUCCUUGGCCAGUUCUCAGAGAAUACAGGAUUUUAUCAGCAAACCACAUUUCCAGGACAUCCGUCUGCACCAAGAAUGUCUGGUAGGAGCGACCUCGGUGGAUGCCAAUUCUCAAGUCGCAGUCGAGUUCAAGGAUGUCGAAUUGACGCUGGCAGGCUCCACAAAACCUACUCUGGCGAACGUCAAUCUUCGCAUUGAUCGUGGUUCUGUCGUUAUAUGCACUGGAUCUACUGGUGUAGGAAAGAGUAUACUAGGGCUAGCAGUUGCUGGAGAAGUUGUACCCCACAAGGGAUCUAUCUCAACUAUCAGUAAACGGACAGGGCUAUGUACUCAGUCGCCAUGGCUGCCAGGACAGAGCAUUUCCGAAACGAUUCAAGGCUCCUCUAGGAUAUCCGCUCUACAUGACGAUGCCUGGUACCAGCAAGUUCUUGAUGCUUGCUGCAUAGACAAUGACAUUCUGCUCAAUCCCGCCGCAAGGGACGCUGGCAUUGGGCAUGCAAGGCUCUCAGGAGGGCAGCGACAGAGAGUUGCUUUGGCUCGUGCUGUGUACCAGCGACAUGAUGUUCUCAUCCUCGAUGACCCUUUCUCGGCUCUCGAUCAACGUACACAGGAACGCGUGACUGGCAAUUUGCUAGGUCCUGAUGGUCUUCUCAAAAAAUCACACACGACAGUGUUUUUGAUCACGAAUGCUACUCGAGCAUUUUCUUUCGCAGACAAGAUUCUGCUGUUGAAGGAUAGCCGCAUUCAAUUUGAUGAUGACUACAACAGCUUCCACGCAUAUUCAGGUACACUGGCAGAAACAUUCGAGAACGAUGACAAAGCAGAGCCAGAUGACCAGAAGAACGCGCAAUUGGAUUCCAUCGAGAAGAGCAAGCUAGCUGCCAAAGACGAUCAAUCGUACAUUGACAGCAGAUCAGGCGACAUGUCAGCUUAUCGAUACUAUCUUCGGUCAGUCGGCGUGACGAACAUGCUCGCACUCUUGACAUGUACUGCGCUAUUCUCAUUCUUCUCAAUCUUUCCGCAGUACUGGAUCAAAUGGUGGACAGAAGCAGGGACUGGAAAAGAUGUCUUCUACGUCCUUGGCUACCUGCUAUCCGCUACUAUCGCCUGGGCGGCGACCAGCGGUACGCUAUGGGUCAACUUUAUCAAAUUGGCCCCUAGAUCAGGGGCUGUGCUACAUUCUAACCUUUUGAGCACAAUCCUGGGAGCACCGUUGUCUUACUUCAACCAUGACAUCGGAUCCAUAGUCAACAAAUUCAGUCAGGACAUAAAGUUGAUUGAUCGAGAUCUCCCAUCUGCGUUGGCAGCGCUGUGUACUCAAAUCUUCAAGAUCCUGAUGCAGUGUUCUCUGCUUCUCGCUAAUCAGAGACUAUUGGUAUUCACCUUGCCGAUAUACUGCUUGCUCAUCUACGCCGUUCAGAAAGUGUAUCUUCGCACCUCGCGACAGCUCAGAUAUCUAGAGCUUGAAUCUAAGUCUGCUGUCUACUCGAGCUUCCUCGAGACAGUCGAGGGUUUAGUCACCAUCAGAGUCUUUGGCUGGCAGCAAGCUUACCUUGAGCGGAACACAAGAAGUCUGGAUCUUUCACAAAGAGCGUGCUAUCUCUUCUUGUCUCUUCAACGCUGGCUCAAUGUGACUUUGGACUUGGCUGUUGCCUUUAUCGCUAUCAUUGUAAUCAGUCUUGCAGUGUUCUGUAGUACCGAAGACGCCAGUGCUGACGUGGGAAUCGCGCUCAACAUGGUCUUGGUCACCAACACCACUCUGCUGAGAUUGAUAGGGUCUUGGACGACAUUGGAAGUGUCGGUUGGCGCUGCUGCGCGUCUCAAGGAGUUGGAAGAUCGUGUGCCGAAUGAAGAAGACUGUGCAGUUGAGACUAUUGUGCCGCGUGAUUGGCCCCCCGCCGGGUCGCUCACAUUGAAAGGUGUGCGAGUGUCUUAUGGUACACGCACAGUUCUGGAGAACGUCGACCUAGAUGUGCAAGCUGGCAAGAAAGUCUUCAUCUGUGGUGAAACAGGCAGUGGUAAGAGCACUCUGAUUAUGGCGUUGUUGAGAUUGUGUCAAGUACAACGAGGCUCUAUCCAAGUAGACGGCGUGGAGAUCUCUCAGGCAUCUCCUUCGAUCAUCCGUGAGCGCUGCUUCAUUGCCGUGCCGCAAGAUGCAUUCAAUCAGCCUGAUCAAAGUUUACGCGAUAACCUCGACACACUGGACCACCACUCAGCUCAAGAAAUCAAGCAAGCAUUACAGAAACUACAUCUCUGGUCUCACUUCCAAGGUGCUAAUUCUGGCCUUGAAAAUGACGAGGAGGACAGUCGAGUGCUCGCGUUACCUCUCUCUUUCUUCUCACCACUGUCGAUGGGACAAACACAGUUACUGUCUCUUGCAUGUGCGAUGCUUAAAGUUAGGUAUCACGUCCGAAAGGGACGAAAGCCCAUCAUACUACUUGACGAGCCUGCUGCCAAUCUUGACGAGGACUAUGAGAGUCUCUCGUCUACGAUUAUUGAGGAAGAGUUUACAGAGAAAGGACACACUGUACUGAUGAUUACGCAUAGCUCCAGGGACCUGAAAGAGCGUGUUCGAGCAGGUAAAGACGUCGUUAUCAGGACACGCAAUGGGACGAUGAGUGUGGUCGCUGCUGGCGAAUAG
This is a messenger RNA of Aureobasidium namibiae CBS 147.97, 3792 nucleotides long. RefSeq names its product ABC transporter-like protein. Lineage: Eukaryota; Fungi; Ascomycota; Dothideomycetes; Dothideales; Saccotheciaceae. Gene Ontology annotation, molecular function: ABC-type transporter activity; ATP hydrolysis activity; ATP binding. Bases 1 to 3792 code for a protein of 1263 amino acids. Gene Ontology annotation, cellular component: membrane. The record is from RefSeq and is a predicted model, not a curated record. The transcript is spliced from 7 exons. Gene Ontology annotation, biological process: transmembrane transport.